CCGGUGACGUGUCUGCGCCACAGCCUGGCCCGGGGAAGCGGCGUCGCCUGCGACUUGGCCCCGGUAGCGGCAUCCGGCGGCCUUGCCCCGCUGAGCUCGCCCGCCCGCCCGCAUUAUGUUCAACGUGGAGAGCCUGGAGCGCGCCGAGCUCGGGGAGAGUCUGCUCACCUGGAUCCAGACAUUUAAUGUUGAAGCACCAUGCCAAACUGUGGAAGAUUUAACGAAUGGGGUUGUGAUGGCCCAGGUGCUUCAAAAGAUAGAUCCAGCAUACUUCGAUGAAAACUGGUUAAACAGAAUCAAAACAGAAGUAGGAGACAAUUGGAGGCUAAAGAUAAGCAAUCUGAAGAAAAUUUUAAAAGGAAUAUUGGAUUACAAUCAUGAGAUUUUAGGGCAGCAGAUUAAUGACUUUACCCUUCCUGAUGUUAACCUGAUUGGAGAGCACUCAGAUGUUGCAGAGCUUGGAAGAAUGCUUCAGCUUAUUUUGGGAUGUGCUGUGAAUUGUGAGCAGAAGCAAGAGUACAUCCAGACCAUCAUGAUGAUGGAGGAGUCUGUUCAACAUGUUGUCAUGACAGCUAUUCAGGAGUUGAUGAGUAAAGAAUCUCCAGUCUCUGUUGGAAAUGAUGCUUACGUUGACCUUGAUCGUCAGUUGAAGAAAACUACAGAAGAAUUAAAUGAAGCUUUAGCAACAAAAGAAGAAAUUGCUCAGAGGUGCCAUGAAUUAGAUAUGCAGGUUGCAGCACUUCAAGAGGAGAAAAGUAGUUUACUAGCUGAGAACCAGAUCCUGAUGGAACGUUUGAACCAAUCUGAUUCUAUAGAAGAUCCCAACAGCCCUGCAGGGCGUAGGCACCUGCAACUGCAGACACAGUUAGAACAGCUCCAGGAGGAAACAUUUAGGCUAGAGGCAGCCAAAGAUGAUUAUCGAAUACGUUGUGAAGAGUUGGAAAAAGAAAUUGCAGAAUUGCGACAGCAGAAUGAAGAGCUAACCACUUUAGCAGAAGAGGCUCAGUCUUUGAAGGAUGAGAUGGAUGUACUUAGGCAUUCCUCUGAUAAAGUGGCUAAGUUAGAAAGCCAGGUAGAAUCAUACAAAAAGAAGCUGGAAGAUCUUGGUGAUCUGCGGCGGCAAGUAAAACUCUUAGAGGAGAAGAACACUAUGUAUAUGCAAAACACUGUAAGCUUGGAGGAAGAACUAAGGAAAGCCCACGCAGCCCGUAGCCAGCUGGAAACAUACAAGAGACAGGUAGUUGAACUACAAAACAGAUUAUCUGAAGAAUCAAAGAAAGCAGAUAAAUUAGAAUUUGAAUACAAAUUCCUGAAAGAAAAAGUAGACAGCCUCCAAAAAGAAAAAGAUAGGUUAAGAACGGAAAGAGAUUCCCUAAAAGAAACUAUCGAAGAGCUUCGAUGUGUACAAGCACAAGAGGGGCAGCUCACAACUUCAGGAUUGAUGCCACUGGGAAGCCAGGAGUCUUCAGACAGUCUAGCAGCAGAAAUUGUUACUCCUGAAAUCAAGGAGAAACUCAUUCGUCUUCAGCAUGAGAACAAGAUGUUGAAGCUUAACCAAGAAGGUUCCGACAAUGAAAAGAUUGCCUUGUUGCAGAGCCUACUAGAUGAUGCAAAUCUACGGAAGAAUGAACUGGAGACAGAGAACAGGCUGCUAAAUCAGAGACUUCUGGAGGUGCAAUCACAGGUUGAAGAAUUGCAGAAAUCUUUGCAGGAGCAAGGUUCAAAAGCUGAAGAUGCUAUUUCAGUUCUUCUGAAAAAGAAGCUUGAAGAACAUCUGGAGAAGCUGCAUGAGGCUAACAAUGAAAUACAGAGGAAACGAGCUAUUAUUGAAGAUUUGGAACCAAGAUUUAACAACAGUUCACUCAAAAUUGAAGAAUUGCAAGAAGCUUUACGGAAAAAAGAGGAAGAAAUGAAGCAAAUGGAGGAACGAUACAAAAAGUAUUUGGAAAAGGCCAAGAGUGUUAUCCGUACUUUAGAUCCUAAACAAAACCAGGGCACAGCUCCUGAGAUUCAGGCUCUGAAAAAUCAACUACAGGAACGGGACCGAAUGUUUCAUUCAUUAGAGAAAGAAUAUGAGAAAACAAAGACUCAAAGAGAGAUGGAGGAGAAAUUUAUUGUGAGUGCCUGGUACAAUAUGGGAAUGACUCUGCAUAAAAAAGCAGCAGAAGAUAGACUGGCUAGUACAGGCUCCGGACAGUCCUUCCUGGCUAGACAAAGGCAAGCCACCAACACAAGGAGAUCUUACCCUGGUCAUGUCCAACCAGCUACAGCAAGGUAGAGAAGCCUGGCCUUUAGAAAGGAAUCAACCCUGUGAUCCAGGCAUACUUUGUUCUACGUGACGUUUCAGGAAAUGCAACUAGCAUCCUUUCUCUGUCUUUAUUCCUUGUUACCACUGUUAUUUCUCAUUUCAGGAAGGGGAUUUCUCAUUGUUUUAAUGCCAUUCAUUCUUAUUUUUUUUGGAGUCGUCGUCUUUCUCUCUCUUUAAAUGUGCCAAAAUUUUGAAAACAUCAAGAGGAGUGCUGUGUUAUAAUGGAGUUAUUUAAAUUUGUAUGAAGUUAUCAUCUCUUACCUAAUGUCUGACAUAGACUAUGUAGCAAAGAUAAAUUUUCUGUCACAAAUGGUAUACAUGUACCUAUGUGUGUUACUAUCCUUUAUAACUCUUUUCAUUGAAAGGGAAUUAGUCUCCUUUUUACUAUGUAGUAAUCAGUGUUUAACAUUGCUGAAAAUCCUUUCUAGGAAAUGCAAAAUUGCUGCAUAAAAUUGUUAUAAAACAUGUUUCUUGGGGAUGGGGGGGAACACCGCCACCGUAGACAAGUGGUAAAUGGAAAGUCAGGUGUCACAGGAUGUAGCAUGUUUACAGAAGAGAAAUGAGUGUCUCCUUUCAUGUGAAGAGGUUGCUCCUGUUCUUGGCAUUUGGCAUUCAAUAGGGAAGUAGGGUGAUUUGGAGACCAUUCUUUUUCUCUUAAAAGGUUUCAGAUCUGCUUUUAUUUCUCCACUGGUAUCGUCUAUUGUUUGCUGCCACAGGUGAAAUGUUUCAGAUUGUUCUCCCCACUCUGGUUGUUUGAGUAUGUCCAAAAAGAAAAAUCAAGAAAUAUUUGGAGUGCUUUAAUGUGCUACAGCAUCACUGAUUUAAAAGAAGGCCUUUAUUUUAAAGCCUUGUAAUGAUGGACUAACCAUACAGCAAGGAUCAAGGCCCAACUGAAUAUUGUUGAGGUUAAUGUAUGCAAAUUGUCAUCCACUACUGAAAGACUUAUUUUAAUAUGCUAAUUAGGAGGAUGAUUAUAUCAAUUGCCUUACUAAUGGUAGCCGUGCCCUUAGGCAAGUUCGUUGCUGACUUUAUUGAAAACUGGCUGUUUGUAGUCUAAUCCUUUUAACACAUACCUGUCCAUUUAUAUGUAGCAUCUUUGCUGCAUCUUCACUUUGAUUGGUAAGACAAGUGAGUGGUUCUUAUUGCUGAUAUUAAUUUAGGACAGAUCCUCCAACAAAGUGCUGAGCAUUCUGAAUGCCCUAAACUCCCAGUAACUUCUUGAAGAGUUGAAGAUGCUCAACACCUAGCACCUCAUAAGGAUCAGUCUUUAUCGAUUUAGCAGCUUCGUGUGUGUGUGUGUUUUGUGACAUCACCUUCAACAUAAAUCUUGCUCAUAAUAUGGUGUGCAUACAAUCUAGUUUCUAAGUUUUAAAUUUUGUAAAAUUAUUUUAAUCUCUUGCCCAAUGCAGGACUUUCCUUCCUAUAACUCCCUUCAAAAGUAGCUCACGUUGGCUUUUUUAAGCAUCCCAAGGUAUAUUUUAAUCUAACGUUUUGGGUUAAAAUGGUCAAAGGACCCUGAAGGACCAGUACACCUGGAUUCAAAAACAGUGACAUUUGUAAGUGCUGUUUUAUUCCAGAGCACAUCCAAGUGUUCAUACCUAAUCCAUGUUAAAAAUGGUCAUUAAAUAUGUUGAAAGCAUUUAUCUUGACCCUGAUUGUCCCAGCAUUUAUCUCACCCUGAAGUCCAUGAGCAAAAUGCAUUUGUCUUUUAUUCCAAAGACACAGAAAUAACUGUUUAGUAGUGUUAUAUGUAGAGUAGUGAUUAAAAAGACUUCAUAGCUGUUGUCUGCCCUCUGUACUGUGCCUAAAAUUAGUUUAGGUAAGAAAAAUAUCUCCUGUGGUAUAUAUAAAGCUAACAAUGUAAAGGCAGUUCAGGCAUAAACUGAUGUUUGCCUUCCUGUAUUUUAUUGAGAAACAAAAUGCUAAAGCGACAAGCUUUAUAAGCACCAUCUAGCAAUAUGAUUAUUCAGACACGUCUUUUGUGGAGUUCAGACUGGUCACUUUAGGAACUUUUCUUGUGUGUACUGUGUGUGUAAGGGAGCAAGACUUAGUCUCCUUGAAUAAGUAUAUGCAGCAUUUUUCAGCCCCUAGGAAGGAACCCAAGAAUAUUUAAGGCUUUAUUUUUAUUUUUGUCUGUCAGGCUCUUCCUUUGCAUCACCAUCUGCCAAAAUCUACUUGUGAAUGAAGGGGAUUCCCAAAUUGUAAUGGGGAGGCUCUAUCUCCAAGUUACUAAGUCGGUUUAAGAUUACUGUUAAUUAGAUGGGUAUCCGGAAGAAACUCUGAUACAAUUUCCAUCCUAAAAUUAGACAACUUGCUUUUUUUUUCUCUCUCUCUCUCUUUUCUGGCUCUUUCUCUCCCUCUUUGCUGCCAUUGGGUUUUUGUCUCACGUUCCUCAGGUCUCCUUUUUUUGGAGCCCACUCUCUUUUUAUUUUGGCCUUUUCUCUUCCUUUCCCCCAAGAUCAGACACUAUCUGAGGUGCCUCCCUCAGUUCUGUCUGAGUGAAAGCUGUACUCUCCUGUUGAGUUGUAUGCUGCGUUUACAGAGGACACUGUGUAGAUAGAAACAGCAGAGACAAACCCUGAGUCUAUAUUUUGCUGCUGUUGUGGAUAAUUACAAGUUUAUAUGAAAACUGCCACCACUAUUUCUAACACCAUAAAUUGGUACUAAAUAGAGUCUACAUACCAUGCUGCCCUGCUCACCUGAAAACGUUACAUCCCUGAUGGCAGAACUAAUUUGCAUUCCUGCAAAAGGUGAACAGCCCUUCUUGGCAGCAGCAUUUUUAGCUGGUUAUGACAGAAGAGCUGAGCAGUCCAUACGAGCCCUUUCUGGGGUUCCUAACAACUGUGGCAAUGUCAGGCAGGCACCUUUUUUCUGUGAGCUUUGUAUUAAAUAAAAUAAAAGCAAAUGGUGUAAUGCACAAGCAAGUCCACAGGAUUCCAGACUGAGACUACUACUUUACAUGCUGUCAAGGGGUUGAAACUUAACUUCUUUUGUAUUCAAGGGCAUGUGUGGAUUCAAGCUUGUAAAGUGCCAUGCAUGUGAUACUAGAUACAUAAUAAAGAAGAAUAUUAACAGUCCAAUUUUUUCCUAAGAAUACUUAGCACUUGUGUAAUGCUUUACAUUUUUCAAAGUGCUAUAUAAACAGAAACAAGCUGAUUGUAAAGUUAACUUUUAGCUGAAGUGUAGCACAAAAGAGAAGUCUCAUAUAGAAAUACACAUUUGUAAACAUUUUAAAAUGAAAAUAACACAAAUAGGAAUUUGCCAAUUAUUUUUUCAUUGUAUCCUUCUUGAUAUUUAGCAGAUGAGAAUCCUUUGCAAUUCUAGUGUCAGCAGUAAAUGACUAAAAUAAUUUCUACAUUCACUUCAACAAAAAUUACUAAUGGUUUUCUAGUCCAACGGAUUCCAUUAGAAUAUCAGGGUUAGGAGGGACCUUAGGAGAUCAUCU
Messenger RNA from Chelonoidis abingdonii (Abingdon island giant tortoise), 5753 nucleotides. The record is from RefSeq and is a predicted model, not a curated record. NCBI's taxonomy places the organism in Eukaryota, Metazoa, Chordata, Testudines, Testudinidae.